AUGGCAGCAGACCGGUGUGGCCUGGAACAGCUACCUAGCUCUCAGUCUCCUCCUCUGUACGAAGAGACCUGCUCUCUGGAGGGGACCAAGGCUGGUGUGGUGCUGGAGCUGGCUAAAGCAGGGCCAUGGAGGAGGAUGAUCCCCAAGGAGCAGAAAGGCCCUGUGCUGAAUGCCAUGGGGGACCUCGCUGGACAAGUCCCUUCCUUGAACCUGGGCAAGAAGCUGAGUGUGCCUCAAGACCUGAUGAUGGAGGAGCUGUCACUUCACAACAACCGGGGCUCCCUCCUCUUUCAGCAGAGGCAGCGCCGUGUGCAAAGGUUCACCUUUGAGCUUGCAGCCAACCAACGGGCAAUCGUGGCCGGAAGCGCUAAGGGGCAAGUGACCAGAACGGCGGAGCCAGGGUCAGUGAGAUCCGAGGCUGUCAACGGCCCCGAGGGUCAGGAGAAUUUUCAUUCGGAACUCAACAUCUUCCCGCCCGGGCCUGGCGGCUCUGAGGACGCCCACUCCCAAGCCGCCCCAGUGGAGCGCGCCCGCACCCCCAGCGCCUUGGCGCCAGGCUAUACGGAGCCCCUGAAGGGAGUCCCACCCGAGAAGUUCAACCACACAGCCAUCCCAAAGGGUUACCGCUGCCCCUGGCAGGAGUUCAUCAGCUACCGGAAUUACCAUCACAGCGGCCUCAGGCCAACUCCUGUCCCCACAGACUACCGCAGUUUCAACAAGACCCCAGUGCCAUUUGGAGGACCCCUUGCUGGGGAGAUUGCUUCCAGUGCUGGCAUGCCCUUUGCCCCAGAGCUCAUCAGUGGUUUGGAACUCCUCCGUCGAAGACCCAACUUCAACAGAGUGGCACAGGGCUGGGUUCGCCACCUCCCAGAGUCCGAGGAGCUGUAG
Molecule: messenger RNA, 888 nt
Organism: Chrysochloris asiatica (Cape golden mole)
Lineage: Eukaryota; Metazoa; Chordata; Mammalia; Afrosoricida; Chrysochloridae
Gene: MYOZ3
Product: myozenin 3
Exons: 7
Coding region: 1-888 (295 amino acids)
Cellular component (GO): Z disc; actin cytoskeleton
Molecular function (GO): actin binding; telethonin binding; FATZ binding
Source: RefSeq, a predicted model, not a curated record